AUGGCACGGAAAGCUAGGGAAUCGGCCAGUGCAGGGAAGAACCGUGCUCAAUCGGGGCAGGGAAUCAACCGUCUUACCGUAGGCUGCAAUAACCCCGUCAAUGUGGGUGCAGCUACCACCGAGCAGGCAGGCACAAGCGCGCGCAUACCGCCCACAGUUCCUGUCGUGCAAGAAGCAUUCACACUCGGGCCAUCAUGGGCAUUAGAGAAGAAGAAAGACACUGGACUCGGUGGAAACGAGAGCGAUGGGGAUGAAAGUGAAGAAACCGGCAGUGAUGAAGACGAAGAUGGGAAUGACAGUGACAGCUCUGGAUCGGGAGAUGGUAGCGAGGAGGAAUACGCAAGUGACAGCGAGGGGGAUGGCGGGGACGAGGAUGAUGACGUGGAGUUAGAAGAAGAGGAGCCAGGCGUAUUGGCGGAAGGCACAAUGGAGGCAGGCAGUGGAGGAAAAGGAUCUAAGGGACGGCGUGGUGGAGGGGCAGGGCGACGUGGAGGUGGCUGCAAGAACAAGCAGGGUAGUGUUGGCGGCUCCAGGGGAGUGAAACGGCGACGUAGAAGAAAGAAGGCCAAGACUCAAUUAGAGAAGGCUCCUGGAUGUGUUGCCCGCUGUUUUGGUGAAGGGGGAGCCAAGGAUGAGAAACGUAGCUGCAAAGUAUGUGGCAAGCGUCUGUCGUUCAAGGGUAGCAACACCACAUCGGGUCUAAGGCAUAUGAAACGUCGCCAUAGGCCACACUGGGACAUUUGGGAGCGCCUAUGGUCGCAGAAGCUCGUAGGCCCGAAAGACACGUUCCCCGAGGGUGGUUAUUCUGACGUGCCAGAUGGGAAGGCAGUGUGGGCUGGCUCUGCCACGUGGCCUGACCCCCCACCUGAAGGUGCAGCAUCGGUUGAUGGCGGCCAGCUAUCGAUCAACCGUUUUCUGGCCCCGCGCUUGUCCGCGCCGCAGCUGCGACAAGCACUUGUUGAGUUCAUUGCUGAUGCAGACCUCUCCUUUCAAAUUGUCGACCGACCCACUGUAAGUAACUUGCUGAUUGCAUUCGGUGCAUGCCGUGCAGUGUGUCCCUUCAUCGAGUAA
Closterium sp. Yama58-4 is the source of this 1071-nucleotide messenger RNA. Lineage: Eukaryota; Viridiplantae; Streptophyta; Zygnematophyceae; Desmidiales; Closteriaceae. The record is from the annotation of a GenBank genome assembly.